Molecule: messenger RNA, 1731 nt
Organism: Didymella exigua CBS 183.55
Lineage: Eukaryota; Fungi; Ascomycota; Dothideomycetes; Pleosporales; Didymellaceae
Product: aldehyde dehydrogenase
Exons: 3
Coding region: 58-1620 (520 amino acids)
Biological process (GO): aldehyde metabolic process
Cellular component (GO): cytoplasm
Molecular function (GO): aldehyde dehydrogenase (NAD+) activity
Source: RefSeq, a predicted model, not a curated record
UCAGUCUAUCGCCAGUCAACUUCUGCCACUUUACUGUAUUGCUGUCAAUCUAGCAAGAUGGCGUCAAAUAUCCCUUCCUUCGAACACACGUCCAUGGACAGCAUUGCGCCGACAUGCGCAGGCGUCCGAAAAGCCUUUCUCUCGCACAAGACCCGCUCGCUCGAGUACCGUAAGCAGCAGCUGCGCAAGCUAUACUGGGCGUUCAAGGACAAUUCAGGUCUCAUUGAAGAGGCGUGCAAAAAGGAUCUCGGCAAGUCGCAGUUUGAGACGUACCUGACCGAGAUCUCAUGGGUCAUGAACGACUGCGUCUGGAUGGCAAACAACGUCGACCGUUUCGCACAGGAUGAGAAGCCCGCAGAUAUUGCCUUCACUAAUAAAUUCAUGGGCCCUAGGAUCCGCAAGGACCCUCUUGGCGCUGUCCUGAUCAUUGGCGCAUACAACUUCCCCAUCCAGCUCACGAUUGGGCCGCUCAUUGGAGCCAUCGCAGCUGGCUGUACUGCUGUGAUCAAGCCCUCCGAGUCGGCGCCAUAUGCAGCAAUGGUCAUGCAAAAGAUCUUGGCUGAGUCGCUGGACCCUGACUGCUACUCCUGUAUACAGGGUGCUAUCCCGGAGACAACGGCACUGCUCGACGAGAAGUGGGACAAGAUCUUCUACACAGGAUCAGAGACAGUGGCGAAGAUCAUCGCAAAGAAGGCGGCGGAGACCCUCACACCGCUGACCCUCGAACUCGGCGGUAGGAACCCCGCCAUUAUCACCAAGCAUGCAGACCCCAAGCUGGCCGCAAAGCGUCUGUUGUGGGCGAAGACGAUGAACGCCGGCCAGGUCUGCGUAAGCCAGAACUGUACAUUCAUCGACCGCGAGCUUGUUCCGGCAUUCAUCCAGGCGAUGAAAGACACAUUGAAGGAGUUCUACCCCAACGGUGCCCGCAACUCGCCAGACUACGGCCGUGUCGUCAACCAGAAGCAGUUCCAGCGCCUCAAGAAAAUGCUGGACUCCAGCAAUGGCAAGAUCGUCGUGGGAGGCACCAUGGAUGAGGACGACCUGUUUAUUGAGCCUACCGUCGUCCAGGUCGACAGCGUAGACGACUCCCUUCUCCGCGACGAAAGCUUCGGUCCUCUCCUUCCCUUUCUACCCGUUACCGAUCUCGACGAAGCCAUCAAGUUCGCUAACGAGGUACACGACACCCCUCUCGGCACAUACGCCUUCGGCACAAAGGCAGAGAUGCACAAGAUCCUCGACCAGACACGCUCCGGCGGCGCCUCCCUCAACGACGGUUUCUACCACGCCGCCAUUCCCACACUCGCUUUCGGCGGUGUUGGUUCCUCUGGCCAGGGCGCUUACCGCGGCAAAGCCUCCUUCGAUACCUUCACGCAUCGCCGCAGUGUGACCACGACUCCAGCGUGGAUCGAGAGCCUGAUGGAUGUCAGGUAUCCCCCAUACACAAGCGCGAAGCUCAAGAAGUUCUCCGGUAUGAACGAGGUGAAGCCAAACUUCGACCGCAAUGGACGCGCGAUUGGGUGGGGUGGCUGGUUUUUGGGACUGGUCGGGUUGAAGGGGCUGGCUGUGCUUAUCGCCGCCAUCGGCGUCAGGGCGUACAUGCAGCGUCGCGCGAAGUUGUAGGCAAGAAAUAUACCUUGCUGUACGAUAAUCUACCACGAUAUUAUAUAUACCCCAAAUCGCUCACUCUAUGCAAUUCUUCGUCAAUCAUUCCAAACCGAACAAUAUUACAAU